GGUCUGCUGGUAACUAUAGCAACAAGGCAAAACGCUAGACCGCUAGUUAGCAAGCCUCUGCACUUAUCCUUACCUCAUUUAUCCCCCAGUCAGUUCAUAAAACAAUAAAAUACCAUGCUGAAAAUGCAGUAACGGCGUGUAGAUGAAAAUAUGACUUAUGCCGACCGACAGUAUUCGAUGUGUGUGAAGUUUGUUUACGUCGAACUAGCCAACUUGCUAUCUUGUUCCCAUAUUUACCGCUGUGUUAUUGUGAUCCAUGAUGGGCAAAGAUGUUGAGGAAGUCUCCGCGUCUCUAGUACGGGAAUAUCUCAGUCGAAAGGGCCUGAAGAAAACCAUAGCUUGUAUGGACGAAGAGCUUCCACGAACUAAUUCAAGCAUUAAUAACAGAUCAGAUCUGCGCAGAAUACUUCACCUUGAGGGCCUUUACAAAAAGAAUAAGACUGAAGAACAUCCCUUGAAGUCAAUGUUGGAGAUGAUUGUGAAGAACAGAAUGAGUGAAGGUGGCAAAACCAAAGCACGCCGACAUGGUGACAAUCAAACCACAUCAAGUUCCUCCAUAGACACGACUGGGAAUGUUAAGAGAGAGGAAGAUUGUAUGGAAAAUAUGUUGUGUGACAGUCCAAGCAGGUUAUCUGAAAGCAGUGUGUCACAAGUUAUUGUGCCUUCCCAAACGCCUUCUGAAAAGCUUCACAAGAGCUUUGCUCUUCACCCUGAAAGUGAGAGAAGUAUGUACUGUUCGAAAGAAGGAUUUCCCUCUGAGAAAAAGGUCGUAGACACUGACAGCCAGAAGAACAGAAGUAGCAGGAUAAGACGGGGCAUUAUGUCAGGUCCCAUUGCCAGCUCCUCGCAGGAAAGUAACAGGAGGCGUCCAGCUCGAAAAGCAACGCCAUCUGUUAUAGCAACACUGGAGGACUGUAAAGAAGCAGCAUACUGGACAAAUGGUGUCAAUACUACAAAUACAAAGUCUAUCCCAUUAGCCCCUCUUGAGAGCAGCAUGUUUUCUAAUUUACAUACAGGAAUCAUAGACCGUAGUGGACAUGAGAGGACGUCAGAUGUCAAACAUCGCUUAAACAAUUCGGCACCCAGCCAAAAACUGGAUGAACUCCAUGUGUUGGAAAUGGUUUUGGAUGACAUAGAGAAUGAGGAGAGCCUGUGUGAUGUUUCUAGAACAACCAUGCCAGAACUUAGUUUGGACAAGACUCCCAUGGACCAGAUGACUGCCACUGCUCUGAAGGAGAUCAUCUUUGGUUCUUCUAUGGCUUGUUUCACUGAGGAGUGGAAACAACAGAAUUUUACCUUUUCAGAUACUCCCGGUUUGAAGUAUGGGAUUGUACAAAAGAAGGGAGGACCGUGUGGAGUCCUUGCAGCAGUUCAAGCUUGUGUUCUACAGAAGCUUCUGUUUGAAGAAUCGAGUAAUGACUCAUUGAAGGAGAGAUUGGAGGUAUCAAAUGUUUUAAGGACAAAAUGUCUGUCUCUGGCUUUGGCUGACAUGCUAUGGAGAGCGGGAAAUAUGAAGAGAGCCACAGUCGCAAUAACCUGCCCCCACAGAAACACAGGAAGAAGUCUGUUCACCCCGAUUGGACGCUACAAAUCAGAUGGUGUUCUAGAAAUGAUAAUGUACGUCACUGUGGAGACCUUAGAUGAUCUCACUUUAGUUCUUGAGCAGCAUGUUAGACAG
This is a messenger RNA of Sinocyclocheilus rhinocerous, 1678 nucleotides long. RefSeq names its product protein FAM188B-like. The annotation marks the transcript as partial. Gene Ontology annotation, molecular function: K48-linked deubiquitinase activity; cysteine-type deubiquitinase activity. The transcript is spliced from 14 exons. The record is from RefSeq and is a predicted model, not a curated record. Gene Ontology annotation, biological process: protein K48-linked deubiquitination. Lineage: Eukaryota; Metazoa; Chordata; Actinopteri; Cypriniformes; Cyprinidae.